This is a messenger RNA of Dibothriocephalus latus, 930 nucleotides long. Lineage: Eukaryota; Metazoa; Platyhelminthes; Cestoda; Diphyllobothriidea; Diphyllobothriidae. The record is from the annotation of a GenBank genome assembly.
AUGGCGGAAAACAUCAAAGUUAUUUGCCGGGUUCGACCGCUUAACGAAUCCGAGAAAGCCAGAGAUGAUAAGUUCAUCCUUUCCUUCCCCGGCGAUAGUAACCAAUCUGUACAUCUUGGCAAAACGUUCACGUUCGACCACGUUUUCCAACCAAAAUCCCAACAAGAGGAGUUGUAUGAAGUCGUAGCCAAACCUAUAGUGGCCGACGUUUUAAAUGGAUACAAUGGAACAAUUUUUGCUUACGGUCAGACGGCCAGUGGGAAGACAUUCACUAUGGAGGUCUCAUAUUUCGAAAUUUACCGGGACAAAAUUGGCGACCUCCUCGAUAUUUCCAAAACACAUUUACCCGUACACGAAGAUCAGAAUGGUGUCCCCUAUGUAAAGGGUGCCACAGAAAGAUUCGUAUCAACUCCCGAGGAAGUUUUUGACGUCAUUGACGAAGGGAAAGCAAACCGACACGUAGCUUCGACCAACAUGAAUGAGCACAGUUCGCGUUCGCAUUCAGUCUUCAUGAUCACAGUGACACAGGAGAAUUUGGAGACGCAAAAGAAGUUGCACGGGAAGCUUUACCUCGUAGAUCUGGCUGGCAGCGAAAAGGUCUCCAAAACUGGCGCCGAAGGCGCCGUCUUAGACGAAGCCAAAAACAUCAACAAGUCCCUAUCCACUCUGGGAAACGUAAUCAACGCGCUAGUUGAGGGCAAUUCCCACGUUCCCUACCGGGACUCAAAGCUGACCAGAAUCUUAAAGGAGUCGCUAGGAGGGAACGCUAAAACGACCAUUGUUAUAUGCGUAUCACCCGCCGAAUACAAUCGGGGUGAGACGAAUUCGACCCUCCUCUUCGGGAUGCGGGCGAAGUCCAUCAAGAACGUCGUGACUGUGAACGAGGAGCUGACUGCUGAUGAAUGGCGCCGACGUUAUGAACGUCUCCUG